Tyto alba (common barn owl) is the source of this 6419-nucleotide messenger RNA. RefSeq names its product zinc finger protein 804A (gene ZNF804A). The record is from RefSeq and is a predicted model, not a curated record. Bases 81 to 3767 code for a protein of 1228 amino acids. Gene Ontology annotation, cellular component: nucleus. NCBI's taxonomy places the organism in Eukaryota, Metazoa, Chordata, Aves, Strigiformes, Tytonidae. The transcript has 4 exons.
GCCGGCCCCGGCCCUCCCUCCCCGCCCAGCCCCGGCCGGCCUCAGCGCCCCGCCGCCGGCGGGGAGGCGGCCCCGGCCCCAUGGAGUGCUACUACAUUGUCAUCAGCUCCGCGCACCUCAGCAACGGGCACUUUCGCAACAUCAAGGGAGUUUUCCGAGGCCCUCUCAGCAAGAACGGGGACAAAACUCUGGAUUAUGCUGAAAAGAAAAACACGAUAGCAAAAGCUCUGGAAGAUCUUAAAGCCAACUUCUACUGUGAACUCUGUGACAAGCAGUACUAUAAACACCAGGAGUUUGACAAUCACAUUAACUCUUAUGAUCAUGCUCACAAACAGAGACUGAAGGAACUGAAACAGAGGGAGUUUGCUCGAAACGUAGCAUCUAAGUCACGAAAAGAUGAAAGAAAACAGGAAAAAGCCCUUCAACGUUUGCACAAGCUAGCUGAGCUAAGGAAAGAGACAACAUGUGCUCCUGGAAGCGGCCCUAUGUUCAAAUCCACUACAGUGACUGUGCGAGAUCAUUGCAAUGAUAUCCCACAAAGCGCUGCCAUGGAGUCUGCCAACAAACAGGAUUUCAGCUGUACAUUAAUGCACGAUGCACAGAACUGUAAAGACGUUGCUUCUGUUAUUUCUUCCACUCCUGGAAAUGCAUGUGGUAAUAAAUCUGACACUAACAAAUGUGGAGAUCAGGUUCAGGGAGCCCAAGGACAUAGAGUUGGGUUCUCUUUUGCUUUUCCUAAGAAAGCAGCAGUCAAACUGGAGUCUUCAGCUGCCGUUUUCUAUGAAUAUAAUGAUGAAACGUCUAUGGAACACGGGUUCAGCAGAAGAAGUAGGUUUGUUCCAGGAACAUAUAACCUUCAGUCUCCUUCGGCGGCAGAAAUAGUCCUGUGCCCUGAGGAGAAACAUAACUGUUUUCACCCACUGGUGGAAAAAUGCAUAGAGACAGCAGAAGCUCCUGAAGCUCAGGAGGCAAAAGAGCUGGCCAGUGAAGAGAGCAGGGUGCUAGAGAGUCCCAUAUUAACCCCUGUUGUGUCCCACUCAAGGCAGCUGGUGUCCUCGGACACAGAUGGCUGUGGCAUUGAUGUAAGUGCAGCAGACUUACUGGACCAAACGCUGCCGGCGGUUGCAGACAGUUCUCAGGUCCUGCCCCUGGACUGCAGCAGUUACGGGCUGCGAACAAACAGGGCUCUCGAUCAGGAGGUCACGGAGGAUUGUUUAUCUCUGCAGGAUGUUGUGGAAGAAAAUGAUAAAGAGAGGAACAGUGAUUCAUCCACAACUGAAACUGAAAUAAAAAAGCCAGGGGCAGAUGCAUUAGUUCCAUCACCCCCUGAAGAAGGUAACAGUGGAGCUCCACAAAGCAAACCAGACAUGCGCAAGAGACCUUGUGAACCCUUUGUUCCCGUUCUUAGCAAACAUGGAUCAAAUAUUCUUCAGUGGCCAUCAGAAAUGUUAAUUUACACAAGUACAGACCCAUCGAUUUCUUAUAGCUGCAAUCCUUUAUAUUUUGAUUUCAAGUCAUCAAAAGCAAGUGACAGUCAAGAAACACCCAAGCAUCAGCCGAACAUACCUCAUGUGCACCAUAAAACUGAGGCCAACCAUAGCUUAGUCUCAGAUUUUACAAACAAACCUACUUCAGAGUGUGGUGAUUGUGAAACGGAAAUUACUAAAAAUGUGUGCAACUAUACAAUACCCCUUAUAAGUGAUGUUUCCCUCAUCAGAAAUUGUGAUCUUGCAAAAAAUCAAAAUAAAGUGUCCUUGGAUGAAUCAUUCAGGAUUAGAAAAAUAGAAAAGUAUCACAUUGCUAAAAAUCACUUACGACAAAACACUGUGAUAGAUGAGAAAUAUAACAAAGUCUGGAUCAAAGAAAGCCAUGAAAAAUGGCUUCACAAAAGUAGAAAACGGAAAAGGAGAAGAAAAUUAUGUCAUUGUCAUCAUCAUCACUGUGGAGACACAACAGCAGCAGCAGAAAUGGAGAUGUGCUCAGUGACUGAAAAAGAAAUUAGCUACAGAGAUGAAAAUAAAUAUCAGCACCUCCAAAACAACCCAGAGAAGUGCAGACAUGAUGCAGGGAAUAUCUGGCUAGCUGCAGGUGAGAUACAGCAGUCGCACCAAAACCUUGGCAUUGAAAAUGGUCAUAAGAGAGUCAUGUCUGCGUCAGAUCAUGUACACGGCGACAGAGGCUGGUGUAACAUUUGGACUGCAAAAGGUAGCGGCCAACACCAUGGUUGUAAGCGACCUCACAGAAAGAGCAAAGCAAGCUCUCGGAGGGAGGCCAAGCAGUGGGCUCUGAGUUCCAGGAGGCACAGCUUAAGGUACUCUAGAACAUGUUGUAGCUGGAAAGUCAGGAGGUCAAACUGUAGCCCAGAGCAUAAAUGUUUAGGACACUGCAGUGACGAGAAGAGUCCAAGUCAAAACCCGUCCAUAAAGAGAGGUUACAGUGUUCUGACAGAGGAAUCUGAAAAAUCCCACCGCAAGCGGAGGCAGCAUACCUAUUCCUCUUCAUCAGAUGAAAGCUCAUCUGGACACACAUUAUCAGCAGAGGAAUAUCUAAGGCAAGCGCAUACUUUAGGUGCGCAUCACAAGGUAAAAGGGAAACACAGAAGAAGGAAAACUAGACUCCGUCAUGUAUUCCUUGACAGGAGCGCAAGAAGUGAGACCUCCAGACCUUCCAAAGAAAAUUCUUCAAAUUCUACGUUAAAUAUUUUGGGGGACUUCUUGACUCAAGACAAUCUAGAGGAAACUAAUGUGGAUCCCAAAGCUAAUCAUGCAAAAGAUACAGAUGAAACAAUGCAGCUAGAGGAAAGCAAGUCACCUCUAGAAACUGAUAGUUCAUGUGUGCUGGAAAAUGACAAACCGAUGGCAUGCGCAGCGAUGGAGAGCGCUCCGGGUACGUUUUCAGCUGUUGUCACAGGUUCUGCUGCAUCUGUUCCUGAGCACAGUGCUCCAGCACCUGCCGGCACGCAGGAUGUUCUGCAAGGUGAAAAGAAAAAAGAAAAUGCCAACAGUCGUGAAAAUCAAGCUUGUUGCAAAGUUCCCCUCCCCAACAGACAUUUAGAACAAGCUCCUCCUAAAUCCUAUCUUUGCCAUUACGAACUGGCCGAGCCUAUACCGCAUGAGAAAGUAAAUGAGGUGACCAGUGAAUGGGUACAGUGUAGUCCUGGCAUAUUUAGCAGCCCACCACCCUUGCCAUUCAAAGAAGCACAUGUAAACAGUCAUACCUUUUUAACUACCGAGCAGUUAAUAGCCCCCUUCACCCUGCCCGAUCAGACAUUGAUAUUCCCUCCAGACAACCACGAAAAAUUCAAAGAUCUCCCAUCCGAGGCGUAUCAGCAGAUCAUGCCACAAAACAUGCUGGCCAACAAAGUGAAGUUCACCUUCCCUCCCCCGGCAAUCCAGGCUGCGACUUCCCCGCUGCAGCCCUUGCCCUUGCAGCCGCCGCUGUGUUCUACCUCUGUGACCACCAUCCACCACACCAUCCUACAGCAGCACGCCGCCGCUGCCGCCAGUGCGCUGAAGGUUCUCCAGCCCCACCAGCAGUUCCUCUCGCAGGUCCCGGCUCUUUCCAGAGCGCCUUUACCUCAUCUGCCAGUCGGACCGAGGCUUUGCCCGGGGGGCCACGCAGCUUUCGUCGCCCCGCCGCAUCUGCCGCUGCUGCCGCCCUCGGUCCUGCACCCGACCCCGCUGGCGUUCCCCCCGCUGCCGCACACCGUCUUCCCAUCCCUGCUGUCCCCGCACCCGGCUGUCAUUCCCCUGCAGCCCCUCUUUUAGGACGGGCUCUCGGGGACGGGGGAAGGAGCCUUCAGCUGAGCGGUCCUGCCGUUCCUGCAGUCCCCGCGGCUUUGCAGAACGGUUCUGUGAAAUAAACUGGUUAAAAUUCCUCGUUCCUUGGGAAGCAUUUACUGUAAGUAUAAUGAUGCAAACAUUCAUGUAAAGUUCAGACCUAUACUAUAACUAAAGCACUGAGUAGUCUGAUACUAAUAUGAACUCUCUCUAUAUAAGUGAAAAUCAUGUCUUAGAAUAUGUAUAAUGUAUAUAAAAGAUAUUUAUAGUUCUAUAACUUAUGUUGUAAAGUAUUCACUUUUUGUUUUUUAUCUUUGUGUAUUUGCACCUAUUUAAUGUUUAGACAAAGCUGAUGCACUAUGUUUUGUACUAUGUUCUCUGAAACUGUAAAUCUAGUGACAAACUAUCUCUUGCAAUAAAUUUUUGUUAACUACUUAAGUAUAUCAAAAAUCUUUCAUUAUAAGCCUCAUGGAUGUUGUUCUUCCAUGUUCUUCUGCAGCUGAAAAGCAUCGUCUACCCCUGCUGUGUUGGGAUAAUCAGGUUUCCUAUACGUCAGUGAUUUAUCAGGGAGGCUGAGAGGCUAAUACCUCGAGGGCAGCUGUCUUACCGAGCGAGAGAGAAAGGGUAAUAGAUCUGUUUGUGUUAGCGGUUUGAUGUCACUGUGACAAAUUUUGCCUACUUGUCGUAUGUGCACUAACUGCCGACUGUUGGAGCUAAUCCCUUUUGUACUAAACCACAACAAGACGAUGUAACAAAAAUAACGUCAACAUUAGAAGGGGACAAAAUGGAAAAUACCAACGGCAGUUUGCCUUCAAGGGAAUAUUGCUUAUAGCAGAAAGGUAGAGCACAGGGAAGGUCUGGGUUCCACCAAGCAUCCUUUCUCUGGUCACACAGAGCCCCUGGUGGGGGACAGACCUGUCAGAGCGAGGUCCUUGCUGCCUCUGCGGGCUGUGAAGGUAGCAGGAGUGUGUGAGCGUGAAGGGGAGGUCAGGAAUAGUUUCACGUGGGGAACCCACCAGGGUUUGAUACAAAUUCUUUCCUCACUUCACCCAACCCCCCCACCUCUUUCCUGCAGCGUUUUGGUAAAGAAAUAGAACAACAUAGAAUAGAGCUUAAUUUAAAUAAUAAUAUAUUGCCGUUAUUUCUAACUGUAUUUCAGAGACGUCUCCCUACCUCUGUAACCUUUUUAUUGCUGUCGAACCUCACCCGGCUUUAGCCAGUGAAACCUUCUCAUUUGCUUCAAUAUGAGAUGUAUCAGGCACCACACCUGCGAUGGCCCAGAAUAAAACCAGAAGUCAUUCUGAGAUAGAGCCAUCUCUUUGAGUUAAAAUGAAGUUUUAUCAUGUGAGUGAAGCUAAGGAUUUGCAGCAUGACCGUUAGUGCUAGAAGUAGGCCCUCUGUAAUAAAAGGUAGGUGCUAGAUCUCAAAUUAAUUACUUCUUUUCACCUUUUUAUAUAGUAUAAUAAAAUUAUAUACAGUUGAACUGAAAAAAGAGUAAUUUGGGAAUAUUAUUAAUAUACAUUGCAUAUUAAUAGCUACAGACUCUAACCAUCUGAAAAGUAAUGUUAUAUCCUAAAACAUAUAUAUAUGGAUAUUAUUUUCUGCAUCUAUAGUGUUAGAACUUUACCUGUAUCAAUAUUGCCAGUUUUAGUAUAAUAUUACAUUAAAACUAUAGCAGACAACAUCUUGCCGCUAUGAUUACAGUGUCAGCUACUCAAGGGAUGUGGGAUUUCCGUGUCAUGCAGUUUCAAAGGGCUAAACUAUGUUAGCAAGCAAAAAGUUGAUAAGAAAGAGCAGGUGAGGGGUCGAGUUCCGGAGAGCGGCUCGGAUCCCCCGCCUGAGGCUGUGGCGUGGAGCGGGAUGUUGCUGAGCAUCUAUCCCUGUAAUGCCAUAAAGAAGGUGUAUUUUCUCUAGUGGUAAUUUCAGGUGAAUUUGCCCGUUUCUAUUUAUCUGGUACCUGAAAAAUGCAGCAUAUAGGUGACUUUAUACUCCUCCUUUAUUUCAAGAGUAUGCCUACAUAAUCUGUGUGUCUCCACUACCUCCCGUAGUACGCGGGUGCCAAGCAGAGGAAUCUCCAUUUGAAGCUGGCAGGUGCGUGCUGGCUGCUCCCUCCUGCUCCCUCUUGCCUGAGCUGACUCACGCUGCCCUUGCACUUCUGCCCCCGCUGCGGCAGUCAGCACGGGUGGUCCCCUGGGUUCUGAUGUCCUAUCAAAGACAAAAUCCAUCUAAUUAUAUAGCAGUACACUUGAAAAAAAGAAACCACGUAGGACAAUUACGAUUACACGUUGCCAUAUCCAUGCAUUUCCGUCUGGCAGGAGAUUAAAAAUCACCAAUUUCAAAUUUUCAGUUGCAACGUUCAUUGAAAAGUCCCAUCUAUUAGCUUAGAAGUCCGCAUUUUUUCAACAAAAUGUUCCAACAGCUUUGAAUUUUACUUUUUUUCUUACAAUUCAAAUUAUUCUUUUUCCUAUUUUAAGUUGUUAAACAGUUCUGAGACAUUGCACAAUUAUAUAUUAUCUACUGUAAUUGCUUUUCAAUAGUGUAUAAACUACUUAAUAAAAGACUAAUAACCAUCAAAUGUAAUAACUUUCUAAUAUGGUAUUGCCUUUAGUGCUAGAACUGUUUGUAUAUGUGACUUCAUAU